UGAAACAGCAUCCUGCUGCUGUGUGACGUUGUUUAGCUUAGCUGCUCGCUAGCAGCCGUACAGUGGUGACAUUUCAAUGUAUUAAUACAUAACAGAAGUGGGACAUUGUUCGUGUUUCUGUUCUUCUGCCGUCACGACUCCGACAAAAGCAGACUCAACAAACAACAAUCCAAUCAGCCUCAUUCUCCAGGUGAUAGUCUGUACCCUGACUGUAUGCUGUUCAUUGAGGGCCAGGCCUAAUUGCUGGUGGUGCCCCUCCUCCCUCGCCCCCACCCAACACCCUCACCCCCUCUUCCUCAGUCACCCCUUGAGUUUCACAUAACUCGACUUCCAGCGUUUAGCCUGGACCGGGGCUCUGCUGGCAGCCCCGUACCUGUGGAUGAAUGAAGACUCCAUUCAAGAGUCCAGCGGCACCGCGGCCUCGAGCCGACGGCGGACAUCCGGGUGUAUCUGCAAACAUGAUGAAGAAAAAGAAUUCACACAAGAAACAAAGGACCAGUGUCGGUCCCAGUAAGGCUCUGGUUCAGCCCAGAAGGAACAUCGUGGGCUGCAGGAUCCAGCACAUCUGGAAGGAGGGCAGUAAGGCGUCUCAGUGGAAGGGGACGGUCCUGGACCAGGUUCCUGUCAACCCGUCUCUGUACCUGAUCAAGUACGACGGCUUUGAUUGCAUCUACGGCCUGGAGCUGUACAGCGAUGAGCGGGUGGUGGGGCUGGAGGUCCUGCCUGACCGAGUGGCUCCAGCCCGAGUUAGCGACUCGCUGCUGGCAGACACGAUGAUCGGGAAGGCAGUGGAGCACAUGUUUGAGACUGAGGACGGGCCAAAGGAGGAGUGGCGUGGGAUGGUGCUGGCCCGGGCUCCCAUCAUGACUUCCUGGUUCUACAUCACCUAUGAGAAAGACCCUGUCCUCUACAUGUACCAGCUGCUGGACGACUAUAAGGAGGGAGACCUGCGCAUCAUGCCCGACUCCAAUGACAGCGGCCCGGCGGAGCGGGAACCCGGUGAGGUGGUCGACAGCUUGGUGGGCAAACAGGUGGAAUACGCCAAGGAGGACGGUGGGAAGCGGUCUGGCAUGGUCAUUCACCAGGUGGAGGCCAAGCCAUCAGUCUACUUCAUCAAGUUCGACGACGAUUUCCAUAUCUACGUCUACGACCUGGUCAAAACCUCCUAAGACCGUAACACCUGGUCCAGGACCCCAAAAACGACUUGACAAGACCUGCUCAUACCCAUCAAACACUCUGCCGACAAAAGAAAACACGGUUUGAAACCUUCCCCAAGUGUCCUGAAGGAACCAGGAUCUCUGGAGUCGGCCUGAUUGUUUUUUUUUUGUUUGGUCUGUUCAUAUGUUUAAUAAACUCUUUGUGACUGCGAGAGUCUCAGUCGGGUUCUGUGAAGACUCACUAAAGUGUUUGAAAUCAUAUAUCAUUCAGAGUUUUUGUUCAGGUUUCUGUAGACCGUGUUUGAGACAUUUUCAUCAAAUCCUGCAACAGACAACAAGUGACCAAACAACCAACAGACUGAGGCCACAGUGUUGUUUGGAGCCGCUGCAGACCUGAUUAGCUGUUGUAGCUUUUGGAGUAUGUGGGGCAAUAACGUGAAGAUGUAGCUAAUAUUACAAGUCAGAUUUAAAAAAAAAAAAAAAAACUUAUUUCCCACAAAGACUGAAGAAAUCCAGCUUCAGUUGGACACCACAGACUCUGAGAUCUGAAAAGACAACAUCCUGAGAACUUUCUAGGAAAAGAUUUCCCCACUGAAAUGUCAGCUGUUUGAGAAGCAAAGCAGGUCCACACCUCUACACAACCAGCGGAAGAACCUCCUCGUUCCUGAAGGUCCAUCUGAGACCGCGGUAGACUUCAGGACAACACAAGAACUGGAGUUAGCUGAUGUUAAUGAAGUGAUCUAAGGAAAAUGGAAUACAAGGUUCCGUUCUUACCAAAUGGAAGUUUGUUUGGAUUUCUUGUGUUCUGGACUGAAGGGCAUACACAAGGAUUAUGGGUCCAGUAGCAGAGGGUUUUACUGAACCUGCGUCCAGAGACUGUCAUUGAGGAUUUGUUGGAUUAGUCGGAGGACACAGACUCGUUCAGUUCUGCUCUCGUUGGUAUAUUAGCUGUCAUUCCUUGUUCCAGCAGGUUGAACUUCUCAGAUGUUUGACCUCAGCCUGUUGGUGUGUUUUUCUCCAUGGAUUCGACUGCAUCAGUUGGUGUGAUAGCGUCGUUAAACAUCUUUAGCAAAACGAGGAAACUGCCUAAAAUCACAUCUCACUUUAAGGACACUAAUAACAUAAAUGUCCAGUUCCCGCAGUAAGAACUGAUCAAAUCGCAUAUCUGUGCCUGUUCGUGAUAAAUCGUUUGUUGUUGGCUUGUUGGUUUAUGUUUCCUGAUACACUUUUCUUUUUAUUAAAGAUUUUUGUUUUAUUUUUGACAUUUGUUCAGCUUCAGUUCCCAAAUAUAUCCAAGGUUCGAACAAUCAAUAA
Thalassophryne amazonica is the source of this 2471-nucleotide messenger RNA. RefSeq names its product spindlin-1-like. The coding region runs from base 384 to 1169 and encodes 261 amino acids. The record is from RefSeq and is a predicted model, not a curated record. The transcript is spliced from 7 exons. Gene Ontology annotation, biological process: gamete generation. Lineage: Eukaryota; Metazoa; Chordata; Actinopteri; Batrachoidiformes; Batrachoididae.